AUGGCGUGGCAACCGUCCCCAGAGUCUCUCCAGACUCUGGCCGUUUACCUCAAGGACUCCCUGAGCGGCUUUGACAAGACUGCCCAGAAAAAGGCAGAGCUCAUGCUGUCACAAGCCAGGAGCUCCCCAGACUUCAACAACUACCUCGCCUACAUCUUCUCCAGCUCCCAGCUGCCCCCGGGCCUCAACUUCUCCCCCGAAGACUACAGCCUUGUCCGCUCCGCCGCGGCGGUCAUGCUCAAGAACAAUGUCAAGCUUCACUUCAAGCAGAUUGAGGAGUCCUCGUUGAACCUCAUCAAGUUGGCUGUACCCAUGGGUAUCCAGGACAAGGCCCCCCAGAUCCGUAGCUAUGCCGGCAACAUUGCCACGGAACUCAUCAACCGGGUCGGCAUCUACGGCUGGCCCGAAUUCCUGCCUGAGCUGCUCAAGCUGAUCGGAAACGAGUCUGGUCAAGUUUCCCCCGAGGGCCAGGAGGGUGCCAUGGCCGCCAUGGCCAAGAUCUGCGAGGACAACGCGAAGAUGCUGCAGCGCGAGCAGAAUGGCCAGAGGCCCCUGAAUUAUCUGUUGCCAAAGUUCAUCGAGGCAACAAAAUCCCCUCUGUCCAAGGUGCGGGCCCAGGCGCUUACCGCUAUCAACGUCUUCACGCCGCGCAAAUCCCAGGCCAUGCUUAAUUGCAUAGAUGACCUUCUCCAGCACUUGUUCGUGCUGGCCAAUGACCCCAGCGAGGAUGUGCGACGCCAAGUCUGCCGAUGCUUUGUGCAGCUGGUCGAUACUAGGCCCGACAAGCUUGUGCCCCAUAUCAGUGGAUUGGUGGACUACAUAAUUACGCAACAGAAGAGCGAGGAGGAAGAAUUGGCCUGUGAGGCUGCCGAAUUCUGGCUCGCGGUCGGCGAACACGAAAACCUGUGGCAGGCCUUGGGCCCUUAUAUCCAGAAGAUCAUCCCUGUGCUUUUGGAAUCCAUGGUCUACAGCGGCGAGGACAUUGCUCUAUUGGGCGGCGCAUCAGAUGAUGAGGACGAGGAGGACCGCGCCGAGGACAUCAAGCCCCAGUUCGCACAGGGCAAGUCAGCACGCAAGCCUGGCGCUCAACAGUCCGCUGACCAAGCGGAAAACGGCAAUGCAUACCAGAAGCUUGCCAAUAUGGACGAUAAUCUAGAGGAAGGCGAGAUCGAUGAGCUCGACGAGGACGGCGAUGAGAACCCCGACGAGAGGUGGACACUGCGCAAGUGCUCCGCAGCCGCCCUGGACGUUUUUGCCCGCGACUUCAGGGACCCAGUCUUCGAGUGCAUCCUCCCGUACCUGACCACACAUCUGAAGCAUGAAGAGUGGCCGCGCCGCGAAGCCGCAGUUCUUGCCCUUGGUGCAGUCGCGGAGGGCUGCGUCCAGGUUGUGACGCCCCAUCUGCCGGACCUGGUGACAUACCUCAUCUCACUUCUGAACGACCCAGAACCCGUCGUGAGGCAGAUUACAUGUUGGACGCUUGGUCGAUACUCCUCGUGGGCUGCGAAUCUCAAGGAGCCUGCUCAGAUUCAAGCAUACUUUGUCCCUAUGAUGGAGGGCAUCCUACACAAGAUGCUCGACCCGAACAAGAAGGUGCAAGAGGCUGGUGCCUCUGCGAUGGCCAACCUGGAGGAGAAAGCCGGAAAAGUCCUGGAGCCAUACACGGGGCCGAUCAUCCAGCAAUACAUCCGGUGUUUUGCCAAAUACAAGGACAAGAAUAUGUACAUUCUCUACGACUGCGUGCAAACGCUCGCCGAGAACGUCGGGCCUGUCUUGGCACUGCCCCAGCACGCAGGUCAGCUAAUGCCUGCGCUGAUUGACCGAUGGCAGAAGGUGUCGGAUGAGUCGAGGGAAAUAUUCCCACUCCUAGAGUGCUUCUCAUAUGUCGCUAUGGCUAUGAGAGAUGAGUUCGCUCCAUACGCGCAUCCCAUAUUCAGGCGCUGCGUGACCAUCAUCCACCAGAACCUCGAACAGACAAUGGCAGCAAAGACCAACCACAACUACGAUCAGCCAGACAAGGAUUUCCUCGUCACGAGCCUCGAUCUCCUCAGUGCGAUCAUCCAGUGCCUCGAGGACAACAAGGCGCAAGAGCUGGUCAAGGAUGCACAGCCUGCGUUUUUCGAGCUGUUGAACCUCUGCAUGGGUGAUCCUGCAGAUGAGGUUCGCCAAUCAGCAUAUGCCCUGCUCGGCGACUGUGCCAAAUACGUCUACCCCCAACUCCAACCACACCUACCUUCAAUAUUCCCCAUCCUGUUACGGCAACUAGACUUCGACAACAUUGUCGACGAGGAGAUCGAUGGCUACUUCAGCGUUAUCAACAAUGCCUGCUGGAGUGCCGGCGAAAUCGCCAUCCAGCACGGCAAGGGCAUGGCGCCGUUCGUGUCUGACCUUAUGGAGCGCCUGGUGCAAAUAAUGGCGAACCCGACGAUCCCGAUCAGUGUGAACGAGAACGCCGCCAUUGCGCUGGGUAGGCUGGGCCUGCAGAACGCAGAUGCUCUGGCGCCCCACCUGUCAACAUUUGCGGACGAGUUCCUAAGCGCGAUGGUCGAGCUGGACUGCACCGAUGAGAAAGCCAGUGCCCUUAAGGGGUUCACGAUGAUCGUCGCACAGAAUCCGCAGGCCAUGGAGAAGAGUCUGCUGUCAUAUUUCAUGUGCAUCGCACGGUACAACACUCGACCCCCGAGCGACAUCAACAAGGAGCUGCACGAACUGUUCCAGAACAUCAUCAAUGUGUACAGGCAGAUGAUCCCACAGUUCGACCAGUUUACCAACCAGAUGCCGGCCGAGGAGAAGGGGGCUCUGAAGUCCAAAUUCGGCCUGUGA
Diaporthe citri is the source of this 2823-nucleotide messenger RNA. RefSeq lists its product as uncharacterized. Gene Ontology annotation, molecular function: small GTPase binding; nuclear import signal receptor activity. The transcript has 3 exons. Gene Ontology annotation, biological process: protein import into nucleus. The record is from RefSeq and is a predicted model, not a curated record. Lineage: Eukaryota; Fungi; Ascomycota; Sordariomycetes; Diaporthales; Diaporthaceae. Gene Ontology annotation, cellular component: nucleus; cytoplasm. The coding region runs from base 1 to 2823 and encodes 940 amino acids.